Molecule: messenger RNA, 2018 nt
Organism: Paramacrobiotus metropolitanus
Lineage: Eukaryota; Metazoa; Tardigrada; Eutardigrada; Parachela; Macrobiotidae
Product: histamine H3 receptor-like
Exons: 1
Coding region: 634-1770 (378 amino acids)
Biological process (GO): G protein-coupled receptor signaling pathway, coupled to cyclic nucleotide second messenger; chemical synaptic transmission; adenylate cyclase-inhibiting G protein-coupled acetylcholine receptor signaling pathway
Cellular component (GO): dendrite; membrane; synapse
Molecular function (GO): G protein-coupled acetylcholine receptor activity; G protein-coupled serotonin receptor activity
Source: RefSeq, a predicted model, not a curated record
UCUGCAGUCUCCCUGUAUAGCAGAUUAUUAUGUGCACGCACUUAAAGCUACGUUGCGUGCAUCACUGCGUUUACAUCCGUUGUGUGGUGUGGUUUGUACCGGCACAACAUAUGCAGCCAGUUGUAUGGAUGUGUAAGCAAAUAUUUAUAAUUGUUCUCCACAUUGAGAUACAUUUCCGGUUAAAUGGAGAUUCCAGAAUGUUAAGUAUUAUGGUGCUAUGCAGCAGUUGAGAAGCCGACUCGGCUUCUCAAUGUUUGUUCAGCAUGGCGGUAACCUUUCUGCACGACAUGACAACAUAUGUGGAUAUAUCGGCAUUCCAGCAGUGAAAACAGCGACGAGUGGAUUGAAAUGAGCAAAACGUCUGUUAUUGCCAGUUUGCCAGUGCUGUCAGAAGUGUGCUCAUGAUAGUUGACAACCCGCAUUUUACGACAUGACAUGGGAGCUGAAAUUUGCAUUUUGCAAGCUUACACCGGCACUUAUUGGGCGAACACAUGCCAAUUAACAGUGCUGGAAGAGGCAUGCGCCAGUGCACGCUGACAGCGGAUCUGGGAAACGUUUGAUUCUAAUUACAUGUAUUUUUAUCUUGUUGUUUUUAUUAUUUGGAUAUUGGCUUACGAAUAAUUCAAUUGCAAAAUGUACUGGCUUGUUCAAAGUUCAAACAAUAAAUCCCUACCCUUUACGACCUCCAUAGAAAACGGAUCGGAUCAUACCGGAGAAUGGGCGUAUCCGUUGGGGUUUAAUAUUUUCCUUAUUGCGGAUACCGCUAUCUGUGUAACAUGGUCAUUACUGGCCAACAGUAUAGUCCUUAUCAGUGUACUGCGCGAUCCCAAACUGCAUCAAGCGCAAAAUUAUUACAUCGCCAGUUUAGCCGCAUCCGACUGGAUGAUGGCGGCUUUCGUCAUGCCGAUCGCCCUGUAUAAUUUCCUGUAUAAAGGCUGGCCCAUUCGCAGUCGUGCACUAUGCAAAUUCUGGACGUUUAUGGAUUUCACUAAUUCCCUACAGAGCAGCUUAUCCGUAUCGCUGAUCAGUUAUGAUCGCUACUGUAUGGUGUGCAAGCCGGUUAGCUAUCGAAAUAGUACCUGGCGUACCGCGGCAUUUCGGAUCGGUGCCACCUGGACAUUUUCCAUACUGUUCUACGGAUUAACCAUUAUGUUCUGGGAUGUCGUACAGGGCUACUCCGACGUGCCCGACAACGAAUGCCUGGUGGAAUUCGAAUACGACAUGACCAUGAGUAUUAUACAGGCGAUUCUGGAAUUUCUCGUACCGUUGGCGUUAAUAUGCUAUUGCAAUGUGCGGCUGUGGUUGUACAUUCGCAAUCGACGGAAGAAAGUAUAUCGCAGCGCCAGCUUCCGGGUGGUUGCACAGUCGAAAAAUGACGAGGGAUUGCCGGUGUGUAAUAUGCCGUCGAAGGAUAAACGAACGGCGAUCGCUGAAUUUCGCCGCGAGCAACGCACGUUUCGGAAUUUGCUGAUAUUAGUGGGAACAUACUUUUCCUUAUGGAUUUGGUACGAAAUUAUCAGCAAUUUCGUACAGCCGGUUCUGUUCAAUUUUGAGCACCGCAGUGUUUCCACUACCGUAUUCCUGGCAGCAACGUGGCCGCAGUAUCACCUCCACGCGAUUGAUCCUAUUAUUUACGCUAUUACUAUCGAGCGAUUCCGAUAUCACUUUAAAUUGGCCUUCUCUCGACCUUUCACCAGCUGCUCACGCGAGCCGGUACCCACUGUCAAAAGUGAAGAAGGAAAAGAUUCUGUGUCGCAAGCGAUGCCAUAACGAUGUUCAUACAGCGCGUUAUUUUAUCUAGCGGAAAUAAUCUUUUGCCUCUUGAAGGUCAGAUGGAAAAAAUCCUUUUUAUUCAACAGUCAACGACAGUUUAGAGUUUUAAUGCGAAGAGUUAUGUGUUAUUGCUGUACGUCGUUGCAAUAUUUUAUAUGUGCACAGACUCAUCCAAUACUAGAAGUACACAGUACACACGAUCGCUAUAUUUAAAGCCUUUGCAGCUGCACGAUGUUUAGCAAUUA